Molecule: messenger RNA, 1890 nt
Organism: Vigna unguiculata (cowpea)
Lineage: Eukaryota; Viridiplantae; Streptophyta; Magnoliopsida; Fabales; Fabaceae
Product: F-box only protein 13-like
Molecular function (GO): protein binding
Source: RefSeq, a predicted model, not a curated record
CAAAGUCAACGACUUAUGACUUGUUAUCUAAUCCAACGGCACAGGAUUUAUGUUUUUAAGACUAAGAAGCCACACACGGGUGUGUGGUGUGUGGUGUAUGCGUGUGCCUUGUCAUCACAUGAUAGUGUCUCAAGUGUCAACCAUCCAAUAUCCAACCAAAAGAGUUCCACGGGAAGCUUCCUACCUCUCUUCCUACUUGCUGGGCUCGCUUUCCCUUUUACCCUUUUUCACUUUCUUCUGAUUUCCUCCUCCAAACUCCCUUUUAAACACACAAUAUUGUGUUCUCCAACGCAUUCACUCACUCACUCACUCACUCUUUCUUGCUUACAUUUCCUAUCCUAUCCACUCUCAACAUACCAGCAACUGCCUCACUUCCGUUAUCAGUUGUUUUCUCCAAAUUUGUGGCCAAUGGAACACGGUUUGAAAAGAAAGUCUCCAGAAAAUGGAGACUAUUCACACUUGAACGGUUUUUCUCUGGAUGACCUUAACGAAGAUCUCUUAGAGAGGGUCCUUUCAUGGCUACCAACUUCCUCCUUCUUCCGCCUUACUUCUGUCUGCAAGAGAUGGAAAUCAGCUGCUGCUUCUGUGAGUUUCAAGCUUGCCUGCUCACACAUUCCCUCGAGAGAUCCAUGGUUUCUGAUGGUUUCUCCUAGCCUCAACCACUCCAUUGUCUUUGACACUGCUGAAAACAGUUGGAAAAAACUCAAUCACUUGCGUCUUCCUCUCGAAGACUCUAACAUAAACUGCAUGCCUGUUGCAGCAUCUGGUGGCCUGGUUUGCUACCGCAAACUCUCAGGAAACUUUGUUGUAUGCAAUCCAGUCACAGGAUCCUGCACUGAACUCCCUCCAUUGCAUUUCCCCUCAGAAAACCAGCCUCUCAAUGCCGUUGUGAUGAGUACAACUCUCAGAGAUCAAAUCUCCUACAAGAUUGUGUUAGUCUUCGGUGAACUCCCUAAUCUUUUGUUCAAAGUCUAUGACUCAACCUCUUGCUGUUGGGAAGAUGACACUGCACUGAGGAGGGAGGUUGAUGACAGUUCCAUUGAUUGUGAUUCAACCGAUGAUGGUGAUGAUGACAAUGUUGUGUACUUCCUUAGUAAAGCUGGAACAGUGGUGGCAAGUAGCAUGCAGAGGAGCCCUUCUAAGCAAUAUUCCUCGGUCAUUACCACAAAAAAUGGUCAUGAAAUGCUGUAUUUCCUCAGCUCCUCAGGGACAGUGGUAGCUUGCAAUUUGACAUCCAAGUGUUUUUUUGAGUAUCCGAGGUUGUUGCCUGUUUUCAGUGAGUACUCCAUUGACAUUGUGGAGUGUGGUGGUGAGAUGCUGGUUGUUCUGUUAUCAGAAUUCUUGGAGAGCACGAGUCUUAGGGUGUGGAAAUACGAUGACACCAAUAGAUGCUGGCAACAGAUUGCUGCAAUGGCUGCAGCAAUGUCUCAAGAAUGGUAUGGAAAGAAGGCAGAUAUUAACUGUGUUGGUGCUGGCCAUCAGAUACUUAUAUGCUUGAACUCUCCUGAGCUAUGCACUUACGUUCUCUGUGAUUUGGUGACCAACACAUGGACAGAGUUGCCCAAAUGUUGCAUGAAUGGAGAAGUCAUGGAGUUCAUGUCUGCAUUUUCGUUUGAGCCGAGGAUAGAGGCUUGUGUAUGACACCAAACUGCCUCAGUUUGGUACCUUGAUUUUGAUUAUCAACUGGUUUUUGUUGUUCUUCUGUUACCUUGUACUUGAAUUUGUCAUAGGGCUGAUUUGGUAUGAAAAUAGAGAUGGAAGCUCUCUAACCAAAUGAUUGAUUUCUAACUUAGAUAUUGUAUUGUUCUCCAUUGAUUGUUAGAUGUACAAUGUUUUCAGUGAAUGGCAUUAUCAAUGAAUGCACCCUGUGUUAGUUACAGAAUGCACAAA